GUCUAGCAAAAGCGAAAUUCCAUGCGCGCAUAUAGGAUUAUAACAAACGCACACAUACAUAUGAACAACAAAUAUCAACAAAUCCAUCCAUUCACAGAGUGUUAAUGAUACACAUCGCACACAUUACCUUAGAAUGUUACUGUUUGGCAGAUAAAGUUUUAAAUCAAAUUAUAAGACCGAAGGGGAAAUCAAAAUUUCAAUGUACAACGAUUCGAAACAAUUGAAUGUAGUAAAUAGUGUGUGUAUUUUUUUCUCGAUUACUAACUAAAAUUCAUGGUGCUUGAGUUCAUUUCGGUUUGUUCGAUCAGUUUGAACUGUACACAGGACAUAGGUUAGUCGAAAAGGAAAAAGAAAAAAAAAUAGUCGCAGUGCGAAAUUGAAACCAAAGCAAAAUCAAUAAAUGAAUACGGGCAUGAGGGCACAGUGAAGUUGUUCAAUUGUUUGAAUCGUCAACCGUAAUUUUAAAUUCGAAAAUAGAUUUUAAUCGUUUUGUUGUUGGGUGCGGAACGGAAUAGGUUGAUAUUUAAAAUACAAAUAGAAAAAAAGAAAAAAAAGAUGAAAAAUAGAUCUCAAAGAGAUACGGACGUGAGUGCCGACCAGCCAAACGCUGCCAUUCGACCUGAUCCAUUUAUAUCAAUCAACGAACAGCCUGUCGAUGAUAUAUCCUUAGACUUUUUCUACAAACCACACACAGUCACUCUGCUGGCUGUUUCCAUCAUAUCCGUGAUGUAUUUUGCAUUUGUACGCGAUGAACAAGAUAAUCAGGAGAAUAUUUGGGCUGGAAUGCUAUGUGCCAUAUUCUUUUUCCUAAUAAUAUCGGUGCUUGCGUUUCCAAAUGGACCGUUUACACGACCUCAUCCAGCCGUUUGGCGAAUCAUCUUUGGAGUUUCCGUUAUUUAUUUAUUAUUUAUUAUAUUCUUACUGUUCCAAAACUACAAAGUAAUCAUGUCAAUCUUUUAUUGGUUGGAUCCUAAACUACAAAACUUUCGCAUUGAUAUGGAUAAGGAAUACGGAGUGAAUUGUUCGCAAAUAACUCUCGAAAGACUUUGGUCACAUAUUGAUGUUUUUGCGUACGGCCAUUUUUUGGGAUGGAUGUUCAAGGCGAUUCUGAUUCGUCACAUUGGAAUAUUGUGGGCAAUUUCAGUAAUGUGGGAAAUAACCGAAAUUACAUUCGCACACUUAUUGCCAAAUUUCAUUGAAUGUUGGUGGGAUGCAUUGAUUUUGGAUGUGUUGGUGUGUAAUGGUCUUGGCAUUUGGUGUGGUUUGAAAAUUUGCAAAAUGCUCGAAAUGCGCGAAUACAAAUGGGCAAGUAUUCGUGAUAUCUCAACGACAACCGGCAAAAUAAAACGUGCUGUUUUACAAUUUACACCGGUCAGUUGGACAACAGUGCGAUGGUUGGAUCCAAAAUCAACAUACAUGCGACUUUUGUCUGUAUCACAAUUGGUGAUAUUUUGGCAAAUCACCGAACUCAAUACAUUCUUUUUGAAGCACAUUUUCGAAAUGCCACCAUCACAUCCGAUCGUUUCCAUUCGUCUGAUAUUUAUCGGCUUAAUUGUGGCACCGUCGGUUAGACAGUACUAUAUCUAUAUAACGGAUCCGAAUUGCAAGCGACUCGGCACACAAUGUUGGGUAUACUGUGCAAUUAUGGUAUCGGAGGCCAUACUGUGCAUUAAGAAUGCACGCGAAUUGUUCGAAAGAACACAGGCUGUCAAUAUCAUCGUUUGGCUGCUAAUUCAACUGAUCAUUUCAGUUAUAUUUGUGUACGGUUGCAUUCUCUACCAUCGAUACAAACAGAAUCAAUCCAUCGAAGAGGAGGAGGUUCUAGUCAAUGACGAUACACAGUGUGUACAAGAUGAAAGCAGCGAAAUACCGACUGCGACAGAGCACGGAAAAUCAUUGAAGGCCGACUAAACCAAAAACUAAACGACAACAAAUCAUUGCAUUUUUAUUUAUUUCGAACAAAAUAAAUUCUGUAAAUAAAAAAUAAACUAUUAAUUCUGGUAGACCAAAAAAUAGCAGCUGAAUUAGAUAAAAAAACACACACAACGUUCGAAUGACUUUAGUAAUUUGUUUCAUUUUAUUAAAAUUUCUCUAGUUGAAAUCAAAAAUCAAAUAGAAUGUUCAAUAUAAGAUUGAUUAAACCAAAUAUUCUCAAGUUUUUCGAAUAUAAAAGACAAUUUGUUUAAAAUAUAAAUUAAAUGCCAAUAGUGAACCACACUAUAGGGUGUGUAUUUUGAUGUACAACAAAUACAAAAAUUACCAAAAAAAAAGAGAAGAAACAAAAUGAAAAACAAAGAUAAAAGUAUGUUUUCUGACCUAUUGUGACUUAAGAAUAUUACCACGGAGAUCGAAUGAAACAAUUGUAAAUCGGCAUGUCUUUUACUGUUAAGUAUUAAAUUAUUUUCUCUAGCUAAAUUAAACAAAUUUGAUGUUCUAUACAUUGGAAACGA
Molecule: messenger RNA, 2450 nt
Organism: Contarinia nasturtii (swede midge)
Lineage: Eukaryota; Metazoa; Arthropoda; Insecta; Diptera; Cecidomyiidae
Gene: l(3)77CDf
Product: phosphatidylserine synthase 1
Exons: 7
Coding region: 556-1911 (451 amino acids)
Biological process (GO): phosphatidylserine biosynthetic process
Molecular function (GO): L-serine-phosphatidylethanolamine phosphatidyltransferase activity
Source: RefSeq, a predicted model, not a curated record